AUGUCAAAGGGUGAUGGGACAGCCUACAGAGAGGAAGUCGAGACACUAACUUUCUCUUUAGACAACAACCUGGCACUGAACACCAUGAAAACAAUACAAAUCAUCCUGGACUUCAGGAGAAACAGACUCUCCCUCUCACUGAUGGACAUCUCCACCACAAAGCGCCUGAGCAGAGCUUGCAACACAACCAAGGACAAUUCCUGUUCUCUCACGGUCGAUCUGGACACAGUAAACAAACACCUCAAACUGUCUGAGGACCACAGGAAUGUGACCCGGGUGGAAGAGGAGCAGCCAUAUCCUGAUCAUCCAGACAGAUUUUACUGUCUCUAUCAGCUGCUGUGCACUGAUAGUCUGACUGGUCGCUGUUACUGGGAGGUAGAGUGGAGCGGGAGAGUUGACAUAGCUGUGAGUUACAGGGGAAUCAAAAGAAAGGGGGACAGUGACAACUCUUGGUUUGGAUUUAAUGAAAAGUCCUGGAGUCUGAUCUGCUCAGAUGAUGGUUACUCUGUCUGGCACGAUCAUAAAACAGUUCAGAUCCCUUUCUCCUCCUCCUCACCCUCGGUCUCUGACAGAGUAGCGGUGUAUGUAGACUAUCCUGCUGGGAUCCUGACCUUCUACAGAGUCUCCUCAGACGCCCUGAUCCACCUCUACACCUUCAACACCACAUUCACUGAACCUCUUUAUCCUGGAUUUGGAUUUGAGUUCAGGGAUCAUUCCAGGGAUGCUUGGUGCUCAUUUUAA
This is a messenger RNA of Fundulus heteroclitus (mummichog), 741 nucleotides long. Its product is annotated as neoverrucotoxin subunit alpha-like. Gene Ontology annotation, molecular function: protein binding. The transcript is spliced from 2 exons. The coding region runs from base 1 to 741 and encodes 246 amino acids. NCBI's taxonomy places the organism in Eukaryota, Metazoa, Chordata, Actinopteri, Cyprinodontiformes, Fundulidae. The record is from RefSeq and is a predicted model, not a curated record.